Molecule: messenger RNA, 6805 nt
Organism: Gorilla gorilla gorilla (western lowland gorilla)
Lineage: Eukaryota; Metazoa; Chordata; Mammalia; Primates; Hominidae
Gene: SLC4A11
Product: solute carrier family 4 member 11
Exons: 20
Coding region: 3311-6439 (1042 amino acids)
Biological process (GO): monoatomic anion transport; monoatomic ion homeostasis; transmembrane transport
Cellular component (GO): basolateral plasma membrane; plasma membrane
Molecular function (GO): solute:inorganic anion antiporter activity
Source: RefSeq, a predicted model, not a curated record
GGGUUUCUCUCUGUCACCACGGCUGGAGUGCAGUGAUGCAGUCUUGGCUCACUGCAGCCUUGACCUCCCUGGCUCAAACAAUCCUCCCACCCCAGCCUGCUGAGUGGCUGGCACCACAGGCAUGUGCCACCAUGCCUGGCUAAGUUUUUGUAAUUUUAGUAGAGACGGGGUUUCACCGUGUUGCCCAGGCUGGUCUCGAAUUCCUGAGCUUGAGCAAUCCUCUCACUUCUGUCUCCCGAAGUGCUGGGAUUACAGGUGUGAGCCACCAAGCCCGGCCUAAAAAUGAGAUGUUAUACAUUUACCUCAGACCCCAGAUUCUACAAUCCACAGGCAAGAUAAGUGGCAUCAGGGGAGGACAGCAGAAGACUGUUAAGUGUGCCUUGUGGAACCCAGCGGUUACAGUUUCAAGUCCACAGCCUGGUAAAGUCUGAGACCCCAAGGGAGGGAAUGAGAGGGAAAGUGGGUGCCUGUGUCUGGGUACCUCAACCUGCCUGCCUAUGUAAGGACCCAGUGGGGCACAGGACAGGAGAUCUGGGGCACCAGUAUUUGCGUUCAGCAUCAGACGAUCUACACAGGACAGGAGGCAGGUGGGAGGACUGAAGGAAACAGCCUCUGAAACAGGGUCAGUCUGGAGGCAGCAGGGUUGUGGGCCUCAGGGGUUCCCUCCAGGAGGGCCGAGGGAACACAACCGCAGGGGCAGAGCACAGGUGUAGCAGAGAAGGGCUCAGUGCCAGUUCCUUUGAGAGACGGUCAGGGAGCGGACAGAGGGGGCCCAUAGCCGACUAGGGGAGGCUUGGUCAUGGGCUCCUCUUUCCUCAGUGGGCUGAGGGGUUAGGUCCUUUGAGGAGCGCUGAGGAGACUGUGGUAAGGGGAAGCGCCCUCCAUCCCAGAGGCUUUCCCGGAACAAGUGGGUUGGAAGGACCAGGUGUUUGGGAGCUGCUGGGAGCAGGUGCAGAAGCCAAGGCAUUCCCAGAUGGGAGAGGCUGGGGGUGGCAAGGUGGCUUUUCAGGGAUCCAGCCUGCAUGCCACCUAUGCAGCCAUGCUCCGGGGGCGACAUCCGCCUGUGUCCUUCAGCUCUCCCUCAGCCUCCACCCGCCACCCGGGAGUCAGUGCCUGGACUGGAGCUCUAGCUAGAGGGCGUCUAGGAAAGGUCCCAAGGGGUGCGCAGGAUGACCUGGUGUCUCUCCAGAGUCACCCCUGCUAAAAUACUAUGUGGCCAGCCCCAAGUCAGUUGCAGGUCAUGGUGUUGGGAUCUUCCACAAGGCCUCCUGGAGUCGCGCUGGAGGAGGGUGGGGUACUCAGUCCGUCGCGGAGCCCCAGGCCAUCCGUCGCCAAGAGGAGCACUCCAGUGCUUCCCUCCUAAUGCUUUCUUAUCUUGCCGGGAGGGGAACUGGGCCAGCCUUACUCACCCAAUCUAUGCAUGAGGCUUCCCCAACGCGCCAGAAGCCCUUCCUUCGCAGAGGUGGGCUUGCCCCGGCCUGUCCCGGUUCCUCUACCAUGGUUGGGGCACAGUGGCCGAGGACUCCGUCCCAGCGCGGCUGAGCCGGAAAGCAAUGGCGGCCGGAGGGGUCGGGAGGUUGGUUAGCGCUUUACGGAGCUGCGUGUUCCGUUUCCAAGGGCCGUAGAGCCUUCUACUGGGAGCCACCGUGGAUCAGGCCAGGGGUUCGUCAGCUGCAUUUGCCAGACCGCAUCGCAGCACGCGCACCCACACGCGCACACGCCCUACUCGCAGGAGACUAAGCGCCCGAAAAGGCGCGUCCCCGGGCGGGGUGCAGCCGGUCCAGGAAAGGGGACAGGGCGCAAGGGCCAUUUGGGGAAGGAAAAAGGGGGCGAACCAUGACCUUGACCUAAUAGAAGGCCGAGGACGUGAAGAGGCUGGUAGAUAAGUUGGCGAGGCUCGCAGCGAAAACCCAAAGCAGCCGAGCUCGGAGAGCGCCGUCUCAGCGGGCGAGGGCGUAGCCCGGGGAAUGCACGGAGGUCCGUCUAGUCAGUCGGGGCGCGCUUCCUGGAGGAGGAGGAGAAGGACUUACGGCCGGAGCUACGGGGGAGAAAUGCAGGAGGCGGGGCAGCCAGCGGGCGUGGCCCUGCGGAGGUCCCCGGUCGAAAGGAGGAGACAGGGGCCGGCCGCGUACUUAAAGCGGACGCGGGGGAAGCCCUCCCGGGGUCUGCCUCAGUCGCACAGCUCGGUGGGCUCGUGGUGCAGUCGAACGUUUUCCCAGAAGCUCCCCGGCCCCGUCCAGCCCCUAACCCCUCGACGCUGGGUUUGCUGGGUCCGGCGCGCACAGGCUCGAAGGAGCCGCGUCUACUCGGUUUGGCCCAGCAGCUGCGGGCGGCGGGGAGCAGCCCAGCCCGGCUGGAGCAGCCUCCCGCGGGUGAGGGCGCGGGGCGGGCGGCCGGGUCCCAGCCCUCGGCAGCUCUGCCUACCGCGCCCGGGCGUGGCGUCUGAGCGGCAUUAGGACCCAGGCGCGGCGCGGGGGUGUGUCGCCGGCUCCCGCUGCUGGCCCGCCCGAGUCGCCGAGUUUGGGGUCCAGAAGCGCCGGAGCGCCGCGUGAGGAGCCCGGCCGCGAGUGCGCGAGUGUGCCAUGGCCGCGACCACCAGGCGCGUGUUCCAUCUGCAGCCGUGCGGUGGGUGCCUGAACCCGGGGGCGCGGCGGGAAGGCCGCCCGGGUCUCCGCCACCGUCUCCCGUCGGGGACCCCAGGGAGAACGCGGAUGCCGUCUGCCUGCGCGGGCCGGGGCCGGUGGGCGAGAGGGCUGCGGGAUUCCCAGCCGCGGGGAGGAGGGCGCGGGUGCGGGAGGCCCGGGCGCGGCUUCGCGGCCACUGCGCGCUUGGUUUCAUUAGGGCUCUGCUGUCGCCGUCGUGAAUUUCUUACCAGGUUUGAACAGCUGAUGCAGCGGAUCGAGGGCGGGGAGCUCGAAAGUGGGCAGGGCGGAGCUGUGGGGCUCCCAGCGCCCCGAGCGCCGAGCUUUUGGGAGCCUGGCGGGCCGCCGCCUCGGAAGGUCUCAUUUUACCUUCCGCCCGGGCAUCUUCCCGCCCGGCGCCGCGGUGGGAGCCGCCCGGUCUUGGGAGUCCCGGGACCCCUGACCGUGCCCAGCGCGGCCGCAGCGGUUUCUCCCUUGCUCUGACACAGGAGGGCCAGCCCUGGGUCCCAGCCAGGACCCAGGUUUGUACGACCCUUUACCUGCACGUGGGCCGCCGGGACGGAAGCGGAGUGUGCACCGGCCCAACCCUCCCAGACCCUCGUCGCCCACGGCCGCUGUCCCUCCCACGGCCUGGGACGCGCCCCAGCGCCCCCGCCCCCCACUUCAGGAUGCAGCCCCGGCUCCCGCCCCGCGCCUACAUUCACAUCCUGCGCCCCGACCCCCGGGGUCUCCGAGUCUGGAGGCGCUUUCCUCUCGUGCACGCGGCCCCUCCUGUCGCUUCCUUCCUCCGACAGCGAGGCACAAACAGCCGGGACCAUCCGGGGCCCGGCCCAGGGAGGGCGCAGCCUCCCCCGACCCAUGUGUCCCUCAGAUACUCCUCCCACCCCCAAUUGUUCUCCCUUUUGGACCAACGGCUCUGCCUUCCAGGCGGCCGGGACGCGGUCCCAGGACUGGAGACCGUUGCCUGUCGGCCCCCGUGUGACCCGGGGCGCGUGACGGGGGUCGGGGGAACUGCGCCUGCAAUGGGCGUUUAUGGCCCCCAGGACCGGUCUGAGAGUGAGAAGAGGGAUGUGCAGAGAGAUCCCCCGCCUUGGCAUCGGAGGAGAGAGGGGGAGAGGCCCGCUCGGGCCCGGUCCCUUCCUCUCGCUGCAGCGGGGCAGGGUUUUCUCAGGAAAACCUGGAUUAGCGAACAUGAAAACUCUCCCACCAUGUCGCAGAAUGGAUACUUUGAGGAUUCAACAGCUGGGUCUCUAGGCUACUACAAGUGUGACACAGAUGACACCUUCGAAGCCCGAGAGGAGACCCUGGGGGAUGAGGCCUUCGACACUGCCAACUCCUCCAUCGUGUCUGGCGAGAGUAUCCGUUUUUUUGUCAAUGUCAACCUUGAGAUGCAGGCCACCAACUCUGCAGAGAAUGAAGCGACUUCCGGUGGCUGUGUGCUCCUGCACACCUCCCGAAAGUACCUGAAGUUAAAGAACUUCAAGGAAGAGAUCCGUGCGCACCGCGACCUAGAUGGCUUCCUGGCGCAGGCCAGCAUCGUCCUGAACGAGACGGCCACCUCCCUGGAUAACGUGCUGCGGACCAUGCUUCGCCGCUUCGCCCAGGACCCUGACAACAAUGAGCCCAACUGCAACCUGGACCUGCUCAUGGCCAUGCUCUUCACCGAUGCCGGGGCACCCAUGCAGGGUAAAGUCCACCUGCUGUCAGAUACCAUCCAAGGGGUCACCGCCACAGUGACAGGGGUGCGGUACCAGCAGUCGUGGCUCUGCAUCAUCUGUACCAUGAAGGCCCUACAGAAGCGGCACGUGUGCAUCAGCCGCCUGGUUCGCCCACAGAACUGGGGGGAGAAUUCCUGCGAGGUUCGGUUCGUCAUCCUGGUGCUGGCCCCACCCAAGAUGAAAAGCACUAAGACUGCGAUGGAGGUGGCGCGCACCUUUGCCACCAUGUUCUCGGAUAUCGCCUUCCGCCAGAAGCUCCUGGAGACCCGCACAGAGGAGGAAUUCAAGGAGGCCUUGGUGCAUCAGAGACAGCUGCUCACCGUGGUGAGCCACGGUCCAGUGGCGCCGAGAAUGAAGGAACGCAGCACAGUCUCCCUCCCUGCCCACAGACACCCAGAGCCCCCAAAGUGCAAGGACUUUGUCCCUUUUGGGAAGGGCAUCCGGGAGGACAUCGCACGCAGGUUCCCCUUGUACCCCUUGGACUUCACUGAUGGCAUUAUUGGGAAAAACAAGGCUGUGGGCAAAUACAUCACCACCACCCUGUUCCUCUACUUCGCCUGCCUCCUGCCCACCAUCGCUUUCGGGUCUCUCAAUGACGAGAACACAGACGGAGCCAUCGACGUGCAGAAGACCAUAGCCGGGCAGAGCAUCGGGGGCCUGCUCUACGCGCUCUUCUCUGGGCAGCCAUUGGUGAUUCUGCUGACCACCGCGCCCCUGGCGCUCUACAUCCAGGUGAUUCGUGUCAUCUGUGAUGACUAUGACCUGGACUUCAACUCCUUCUACGCAUGGACGGGCCUGUGGAAUAGUUUCUUCCUUGCGCUUUAUGCCUUUUUCAACCUCAGCCUGGUCAUGAGUCUCUUCAAGAGGUCGACGGAGGAGAUCAUCGCCCUCUUCAUUUCCAUCACGUUUGUGCUGGAUGCUGUCAAGGGCAUGGUUAAAAUCUUCUGGAAGUACUACUAUGGGCAUUACUUGGACGACUAUCACACAGAAAGGACUUCAUCCCUUGUCAGCCUGUCAGGCCUCGGCGCCAGCCUCAACGCCAGCCUCCACACUGCCCUCAACGCCAGCUUCCUGGCCAGCCCCACGGAGCUGCCCUCGGCCACACACUCAGGCCAGGCGACCGCCGUGCUCAGCCUCCUCAUCAUGCUGGGCACGCUCUGGCUGGGCUACACCCUCUACCAAUUCAAGAAGAGCCCCUACCUGCACCCCUGCGUGCGAGAGAUCCUGUCUGACUGUGCCCUGCCCAUCGCGGUGCUCGCCUUCUCCCUCAUCAGCUCCCAUGGCUUCCGGGAAAUCGAGAUGAGCAAGUUCCGCUACAACCCCAGCGAGAGCCCCUUUGCGAUGGCGCAGAUCCAGUCGCUGUCCCUGAGGGCCAUCAGCGGUGCCAUGGGCCUCGGCUUCCUGCUGUCCAUGCUCUUCUUCAUCGAGCAGAACUUGGUGGCCGCCUUGGUGAAUGCGCCGGAGAACAGGCUGGUGAAGGGCACUGCCUACCACUGGGACCUCCUGCUCCUCGCCAUCAUCAACACAGGGCUGUCUCUGUUUGGGCUGCCUUGGAUCCAUGCCGCCUACCCCCACUCCCCGCUGCACGUGCGAGCCCUGGCCUUAGUGGAGGAGCGUGUGGAGAACGGACACAUCUAUGACACGAUUGUGAACGUGAAGGAGACGCGGCUGACCUCGCUGGGCGCCAGCGUCCUGGUGGGCCUGUCCCUGUUGCUGCUGCCGGUCCCGCUUCAGUGGAUCCCCAAGCCCGUGCUCUAUGGCCUCUUCCUCUACAUCGCGCUCACCUCCCUCGAUGGCAACCAGCUCGUCCAGCGCGUGGCCCUGCUGCUCAAGGAGCAGACUGCGUACCCCCCGACACACUACAUCCGGAGGGUGCCCCAGAGGAAGAUCCACUACUUCACGGGCCUGCAGGUGCUUCAGCUGCUGCUGCUGUGUGCCUUCGGCAUGAGCUCCCUGCCCUACAUGAAGAUGAUCUUUCCUCUCAUCAUGAUCGCCAUGAUCCCCAUCCGCUAUAUCCUGCUGCCCCGAAUCAUUGAAGCCAAGUACUUGGAUGUCAUGGAUGCUGAGCACAGGCCUUGACUGGCAGACCCUGACCACGCCCCAUUCGCCAGCUCUCCACGUCCUCCCAAGCUGGCUCUGGAGCUGUGAGGGGAGGUGUAGGUGUGUGGGUGACUGCUCUGUGCUGCGCCUUCUCAUGGCUGACUCAGGCCUGGGGCAUCUGGGCAUUGUAGGGGUGCAGUGGUAUGUGCCCACCCCUCUCCCAUUAUCCUUUAGCUUUAGGCCAAGAGCGUUGCUCAGGGCAGCUUCUGCCCAGGGUGGGUGGGACUGAGCAGGAUGGAUUUUCUUUUGAUAAAAGAGUCGACGCCUGAAAGAGAAACCAUUUCCUUGAUUGUGUAAGGAACUUGCUGUACGCACAUUAGAGAAUAAAGCUCCUGUUUCUAGGCU